AUGCGUUCGUCAUCCUCGGAUAAUGGCUGUGGCUAUGCGAGGCUCGAUGCUGACAUGGAAGAUGGCAGCCGCGAAGAUGCGCCGAAAGGUCAUACGACUUGGUGCGUCGCGAAGAGCUACUUUUGCUUGAUCUGCGCGAUGGUCCUUUGCUUUUACAUGGGCCGAAACAUCGCCUCCUUAUCCAAGGGUGAAAUUGACAGCUUCCCUCUUUGGGCCGGCGAAGCCUCUCUCGAAGAAAGGAAGUGCGUUUUCAACAUUUUCCUCGCUCGCCACUGUGACAAGAACCCACCAUGGACCAAGGACCCUACACGGAUGCAGCUGUGCACAGAGAAGGGCUUGCUUCGUGGAGAACAUAUGGGCGCGAUAUUUGGUCCAGGUGGCAAGUAUCCAGUUCCGGACAGGCUCUUUGCGCGGCAUCUGGAACCCGGAGUCUAUAGCAGCAGAGAUUUGUACCUCCUCUGGCCGCUGGCCCAGCGGCUGCAGCUCGUGGUGAACACCACUUUCAAGCAGGAGGACCCGCUGGAGCUCGUCCGCGCUCUUCACGAGGGGCGCGAGGCCGGCUGCCCAUCGGGUAGGACAGAACAGACUGUCCUUGUGUCAUGGGAUCACUGCACGAUCCCAACACUCGCACAGGCGUUGGGCUGUGAUGAUCAGAUCUGUCGUUCUUGUUGGGACGAUGCCGACUACGACCAGGUCAUAUGGCUGAGGUAUGCCGGUUUGAGACAGCCCAGCCACAAGAAAAUGUCUUGGAACAUGACUGCGAAGGCAGUUGCAGAGAACUUUUCGCUUCCACGGGGCGCCAUGGGCUACAAAGAGUGCCUUGGCAACCCUGCAGAGAACACGCGCUUCGGAUUCACCUGCGAAGCGCCGGCGUCUUGGGACUCGCUGCCAGCGUUCGUGACGGGCCUGGAUGACGGCCGCGCUCCAAAGUAG
Symbiodinium sp. CCMP2456 is the source of this 933-nucleotide messenger RNA. NCBI's taxonomy places the organism in Eukaryota, Dinophyceae, Suessiales, Symbiodiniaceae. The record is from the annotation of a GenBank genome assembly.